AUGACAGAUGCAUCCGAGCCCGACCUGACUGCUGCUAGCGCCCUCGCCGGCGGCGCCCCGAGCUGGCGGUUCCAUGCCGAUGCCGAACCCGAAAGCUCUGGAAAGAACAAGUCGUCGCGUGCUGGCGCUGGCGUCGGCGACAACGACGACGAUGAGCCUGCCGUCGCCAAACCCUUCCACCGCACCACCAGUCCAGAUCCCACCUCGCGCUCGGGUCUUUUAGCCCCCGAGGAAGAAGAGGAAGAUGUGGGCAGGAUGGAUGGCACUUCUGGCGAACGACCACGGUCCAGGCUGAAGCACAAGAUGCACAAGUUCAGUCUCUACGAAACCUCCAGUCGCUUCUACAUGGUCGGCGGCGAUGUCACUGAGAAACGCUACCGCAUCCUCAAGAUCGAACGCACCGCAGAUGAGGCCUCAGAGUUGAGCAUCACAGAUGACAAGACCAUAUACUCACAGAAAGACAUGAACCAGCUGCUGGACACCAUCGACGACGGCAACAAGGGUACUGGAGGUCUAAAGCUGCGCUGCACUACCUGGGGUCUGCUUGGUUUCAUCAAGUUCACCGGCCCAUGGUACAUGCUGCUCAUCACCAAGAAGAGCACAGUGGCCAUGAUAGGUGGUCACUAUGUCUACCAAAUUGAUGGCACCGAUCUGAUUCCCUUGGUUUCGCCCAGUUUCAAGACAGACCAGCGGAACACCGAGGAGACGCGCUUCCUGGGCAUCUUGAACAAUCUGGACUUGACAAGAUCAUUCUACUACAGCUACUCGUAUGACAUCACUCGCACAUUGCAGUACAACAUUACCAGGGAACGAGAGGCGUUGCUGACCGGCCAGGUUGGUCCUAUGGAGGAUGACCUGAAUUCCAUGUUCGUCUGGAACAACCACCUGCUUCAACCUGUCACCAACGUCUUGAAUACUCCCUAUGACUGGUGUCGCCCCAUUAUCCACGGCUACUUCGACCAAGCCGCCAUCUCCAUCUACGGCCGAACCGCCCACGUCACUGUCAUCGCCAGAAGAAGCAGGUACUUUGCCGGCGCAAGAUUCCUCAAAAGAGGUGCCAACGACUUGGGAUACGUAGCAAACGAUGUCGAGACUGAACAGAUUGUGUCCGAGUCACUGACGACCUCCUUCCACGCCCCGGGCCCAAAGUUUUUUGCAAGCCCAGCUUACACCUCGUAUGUGCAGCACAGAGGCUCCAUCCCAUUGUACUGGACUCAGGACAACACGGGUGUAACACCCAAGCCGCCCAUCGAGCUGAACCUCGUUGACCCCUUUUACACGGCAGCAGCCCUGCAUUUUGAUAACCUCUUUGAGCGGUACGGAGCACCCAUCUACGUCCUGAACCUGGUCAAGGCGCGCGAGCGCACCCCGCGUGAAAGUAAACUGCUGGACGAGUUUACCCGCGCCGUAGAAUAUCUCAACCAGCUCCUGCCCAAGGAUAAACAGAUCAUCUACCGUGCCUGGGACAUGUCGCGAGCCGCUAAGAGUCGGGACCAGGAUGUCAUCGGGACACUGGAAAGCAUCGCCGAGGACGUCGUCCUCACGACCGGCUUCUUCCACAACGGUGACGGCCACACAUCCCCGAUCCGAGUCCAGAACGGAGUCGCGCGGACGAACUGUAUCGACUGUCUGGACCGGACCAACGCGGCUCAGUUCGUGAUUGGCAAGCGAGCCUUAGGCCACCAGCUCCAUGCUCUGGGCAUCCUGGAGGACACUACUGUCAACUACGACACCGACGCCGUCAACCUGUUCACGCACAUGUAUCACGACCACGGCGACACCAUCGCCGUCCAGUACGGCGGUUCGCAGCUUGUCAACACCAUGGAGACGUACCGAAAGAUCAACCAGUGGACCAGCCACUCGCGCGACAUGAUUGAGAGUUUCAAGCGGUACUACAACAACUCGUUUCUCGACGGCCAGCGGCAGGAGGCCUACAACCUGUUCCUUGGUAACUACAUCUUCGCCCAAGGGCAGCCCAUGCUCUGGGACCUGGCCACCGACUACUACCUGCACCACGAAGAUCCGCGGCAGUGGCUCGAGAAGCGCAAGCGGCACUACAUCAACUGGUACACGCCUGAGUUUCUCGAACCGCGCGUGCUGCCCCCUUACCCGGCCAUCAAGCCCAACUCGGCGCCCAGCAAGAUCCCCGUGUCCCGCUACGACGACUACUGGCUCGAAUACAUACCCUUCAAGUCCACCCAGGAAGGCCGGUACGACCUCAGCCCGUUCCGCGUGCGCGGCGAGGUAGGCGGGACCGGUGGCGGUGAUGGUGACCAUGCGAAUGACAGGAAGAAGGUCAAGAAGGAGGUGACGUUUGCCAACACCACCACCACGAACCGCGCCGACCACUUCCAGGGAACAAGUCAUCUAGCCGAGGACGCCGCGGAGAAUGCUUCAGCGAUGAACGAGAAAGCUGCUCUUGCUGCCAUGGACAACAACGGCGGUGGCGGCAAUGUAGCAGCACCUGGUCACCACCGCGGCAUCUCCCUUCAGCGCUGGCUCCCCGGCGGCGGCGGCAGCACCAAGGAAACUCAAACCACCUCCGCUGGACCCUCAGACCCAAAUACUACCACCGCCAACAACCCACGAACCCUCGGCCGGGAAUCCUCCAGUAAUAACAACACCAGCGAAAGCACUGAGCUUGGAGGAGACUACCCCUACCGCCCCUUCAGCAAUUACCACACCAGCCUCCACCACCACCAUCAACAACUUCCGUCCAGCAGCAACAAUGACUACACCUAUACCACCUCUUCUGCACAAGGAGGAAACAAACACCUCUCCGCCCAAGAAAAGACGCGAGCCGCCCAGUGGACCUUCACCAAAGUAGUGCACUCCAGCCUCAACCCGACCGUCAGCACAGCCGAGGCCGAGGACUACGCCCGCUACGUUAGUCAUCCACACCACUUGCCGCUGGUGGUGUCGAGUGAGAUUGCACCCGGAGAGGUCGAGCCCGAGUAUCAGGAGUAUGUGAAUGGGAGUUGGCAGUAUCCUGCUUCUGUCGUAGUUGAGGACGACGAACAUGGAGAUGGUUACGACGGCGGGUUAGGCAUUGCGGGCUAUGCGAGUAGUAUGUACAGUGGUUAUGGCGGCGGUGGUGGAGUCACAAGAGGAGCCCUAGCAGGAACUGGAGGAGGUGGUGAGAACAACAACGGAACAAACACUGGGUCUGGGUCUGGGUCUGGGUUAGCAGACGAUGACAAGGCGCUUUACAUUGAGAUGCUCAAGGUCAGCGAGAACCCGCUCACCGUUACCGAGGAGGACGCGCAGAAGAAGAGGUAUAAGGCCUAUAGGAAGUGGUUGAGGGGGAAAAGCCUCUUCAAACAGCAGCCGGUGGACUAG
Molecule: messenger RNA, 3339 nt
Organism: Sordaria macrospora k-hell
Lineage: Eukaryota; Fungi; Ascomycota; Sordariomycetes; Sordariales; Sordariaceae
Source: RefSeq, a predicted model, not a curated record